GGCCUGGAACAGCGGUGAUGUCACAGAGGCCGGGCCUCUGGAACCCCGGGGCCUUCCGGCAGUGACACCGCCAGCCGGGACGAUGCCAGCCCCGAGGCCGGGCUUCCGAGGUGCCAUGCGGGUGCCAUCGUCCGUGCCUCGCCGCCUCUGAGCCCCAGAGCCCUCGCCCACACCCGCCCUGGCCGCGGGGCCUUGGCACACCCCGAGAUGCCCAGAGGCCGCCCGAGCGGGGUCCCCGGGGCGCUGCGGGCCUGCCUGGCGCUGGCCCUGCUGCUGGCGGCGCCCUCGCGGGCCCUGGUGCGCGCCGUGCUGGGCGGGAACUGCAGCAGCUCGGUGCUGGACUCGGUGGUGGCGGACUCGGUGCUGGACUCGGUGGUGGACUUCGCCGACCUGCCCGCGCUCUUCGGGGCGCCCGUGUCCCCCCGCGGCCUGCGCGGCUACCUGAGCGAGGCGCGGCCGGCCAGCGCCUGCCAGCCCAUCCGCGGCCCGCGGCCCCGCGCCAACGGCUCUCUGGGCGCCAUCGCCCUCAUCCGCCGCUACGGCUGCGCCUUCGACCUCAAGGUGCUGCACGCGCAGCGCGCGGGCUUCGGGGCCGCCGUGGUGCACAACGUGGGCUCCGAGCAGCUGGUGCGCAUGGCGCCCGCCUCCCCGCGCCGCCGCCGCCGCAUCGCCAUCCCCGCAGUCUUCGUGGGCGAGGCUGCCUCGCGGGACCUGCGCGAACUCCUACGCUGCCAGCGCGCGCCCACCGUGGCGCUGCUGCCCGGGGCGCCCGCCUGCCCCGCGGCCCCCUGCGGGCCCGCGCUGCUGGCCGCCGCCUGGACGCUGGGCCACGGCCUGGCCUCGCUGGCGCUGGCCGCGCUGCUGCUGCGCCAUCUGGGGCUGCGGGCGCGCGGGUGGUGGCGCCGGGCGGCGGCCGCCUCCUCGGCCCGCACGCAGACUCGGCGGAAGGCGCGGGUCCGGGUGUACACGCGGCGCCGCGAGCUGUGCGCCAUCUGCCUGGAGCAGUUCGAGGAGGGCGACGAGCUGAAGAUCCUGCCCUGCGCGCACGCCUACCACUGCGGCUGCAUCGACCCCUGGCUGGCCCGGGCGCUCGGCCGCUCCUGCCCGCUGUGCAAACGUCCUGUGGCCACCUCCGAGGACGGCUCCGACUCCGCCGCCGAGAGCCUGGGCGACGACGGCCCGCGGACCCCGGUCUGGGCCGUCCAAUCCCGGCUGAGGCCCCGAGCGCCCAGGCUGCUGACCGGGGCCCCCCUGCGCCCCCGCUGCAGCGCCACGGCCCUCGGGGUCCCGUCCGGCACCCCCGGAGCCUCCUGACGGACCCCGGGGUGGGGGGGUGCGGACCUGAGGAAAGCUUCUAGAAUAAAGUGGGUUUCACCCUG
This is a messenger RNA of Cavia porcellus (domestic guinea pig), 1379 nucleotides long. RefSeq names its product zinc and ring finger 4 (gene Znrf4). The record is from RefSeq and is a predicted model, not a curated record. The transcript has a single exon. Gene Ontology annotation, biological process: ubiquitin-dependent protein catabolic process. Bases 208 to 1314 code for a protein of 368 amino acids. Gene Ontology annotation, molecular function: ubiquitin protein ligase activity. Lineage: Eukaryota; Metazoa; Chordata; Mammalia; Rodentia; Caviidae.